AUGGACACUUAUAAUUACAAUGAAGUCAACAUUGAUGAAGUUCAAAUGCGCAACAAUGCGACGUGGAAACCUUUAAUGAGACAGUUAUUCGUGUUUAGCGGUGUCGCUUCCAUAUAUUUCGUGCUCGGAUUAUCUUUUGGUGCGCCAACAGUCUUUAUUCCGCAAAUAAGGAAGGAGUCAAACUUCACAAACAUCCUCACUGAUGAUAUGGCAUCAUGGUUAGCUUCUGUGCACGGCUACAGCGCGAUACCGUGGGUCCUUAUUAUACCCAUAGUUUCACGGCGUUAA
Arctia plantaginis is the source of this 288-nucleotide messenger RNA. NCBI's taxonomy places the organism in Eukaryota, Metazoa, Arthropoda, Insecta, Lepidoptera, Erebidae. The record is from the annotation of a GenBank genome assembly.